AUGGAGGACAUCCGACCGACCGCGAAAUGGGCAAACCGCAUGCUGCGUCCUCUAGCCUCCAUCUACCACCGACUCGAAAAACACCAGGAGAUCCUCUCAUCGAUCGCACAUUCGAAGCGGAAAGAACGGGCCGAAAGCGCGGACACGGAGCGCACGAAGGCCGCACGAGUCGCGGGCGCCGCGGAGAGUUGCCCUGAUUCGGACGAGGAGCCGGAUGACCCGGCCUGGGUGCCUGGACGGCCGGAGAAGCGCCGCAUCAGACAUAACUAUUCGAGUCGGGGGCAGCGGAAUGGUGGACGUCGGCGCAGUAGGCUGUUGAUACGCAGUCCCGAGGUGCAGAGGACGUUGCCUGGUGCGAUUGAGAUCGCGACGCCUUUGAUCACUGGGAAGAUGCGGCUGAUGGGGACUGGAUUUUCGACUCGGAAACAGCUGUUUGGGGUGGAAGGCUGUGUGGAGAGUUCGGUGGAUGGCCAGGCGCAGGGGUCGAGUGGUGGUGGUGGUGGUGGUCUUGGUCGGAAACCGACGCGCACGAACAACAGCAGUUUCCCGGCCUACCAGGGUUCUUGGAAGGAGGUUUUGGACUUAUCCGGGGAUACUGGGAUGGUGGAUAUUGCGCACUUGUUGGAUCGGAUAUUUUUGAAGUUUUUGCAUAAUACCCGGGUCAAUGUCGCCGGUCCACAACAGCAGCAGGGGCGCGGCGCUCGGUCUUUGGUAUCGAUGAUUGCGCGUCGUCUGCCUGAGUUCAUUGCGGGUGAGCAGGAUCUUCAGGAUGAGGAGGACGAAAAUGACGGAGUGGAUAUGUGCGACGCAUAUUUUACCGAGCUGGAGGCCUAUUACGCUCCCCUGGGCAAUGGCUGGGAGCCUCUUCGGGAAGCUGUCCGUUCCCAAGGCAUCAAUUUGGUCGCGCAGAUGAUGGAGAAGAAUUGGAUUACUAGGCUUGCGGCCUGCCGACUGAUGGAGGAGUGCAUUCGGCACAGCGAAUUCGACGCCUUUAAAUUGAUGAUAUCAAGGUAUCUGUCAAGUAUGGAUUCCUACGACUAUCCAACUGCAUUUGAUCCACAGAGGCCGUCAAACCAUUGCGACGACCCUAUCUACAUAUUACGAACAUAUUACUCGUGGUCUAAUGAUUGCCGGGCCUUUGUGUAUGAUGAAUUGGCAAAGCUUCUUCUGCGCAGCGUCUUGCCAUCCGAAUGGAUGGUGACUACGUGGUGGAAAAAGUGUGUGGACGGCGCAGUCAAAUCAGUGUCGACCAAGGACAGUGACUCGGCUGCAGCAAAUCGCUUGAUUGAAGCUAUUAUUCUCUCAGCCGGAGGGGUUUACUCGUCUGUGGAAGCAACAGUUCCACAGAGAAACAGCUCAAGCCAGCAGCUCUCUUCACGUACAAGAGGCACUCGGACGUCUGCCGCUGCGAAUACCCUCCCUAUCGACCACACACCAUGUCCUGUAACAGUCCAAGAUGCUUUAAGCAAUCUCAUCUCAAGCCUCAUUACUGCGCUGUGUGGUAUGUACAUGGCGCGGUCAACUGCCACUGAUGUAUCCGAGAAACUACUUGGUUUAAAGGUGGGGAACACACUCAGCUGCUUGGCCUUGACGUUGGAAAGGGAUAUCGGUUUGAGCCAUCAACAGGACCAAAGGGACUUACCGCCCCACCACUCAUUACGCCGCGGGUAUGUCUUGCUGGGCAACUGUAUGGUGCAAAUAGGCGAAGGCAUGCCCUCUAGCACCGGCGCACCCUCGGAUGUCAUCUCGAAGCAGCGCCUCGAAGCUUUUCUCGUGUCCAUUGUUCUACAGCAGGAUAUGCUCAAAGAGAUGGCGGAUCUCGUCCAGCGAGUGUGUCGUUAUUGCGGAUAUUCUACCUUAACCGAACACACUCGGACGCCCCUGGAGAUACGCCGCAAAGUCACACAACUGGCCCAACAAGCAGGUGUCCGUGGGCAGUCGUUUUUUCUUGGGAAAAUCGCAGCCGAGACGGCAAUGGCGCUCGCAGAGAAAACAUUGGAUCCGGAUGACCAUAUCUGGGCUGCUCAGGUCCAGGAAAGCGUUGUUUCAGCGCAACAGGGGUAUGGCACCAGGCCAGAUCUAUCGUCCGAAUCUGAUCGAGAUGCUCGUCCGGGAAUGUUCCGUUGGGAGGAAAGCAUUGGAGAGUGGGUUGCAAGUACACCUAAAACUAGGCCCGGACAGAUGGAUGAAGCUUCGAACCAGGGGAGUUCUGAGUCUAGACACUCCUCGCCUGAUUCACCAUCAACGCAGAGUGUCUCAUCGUCCUCGACUCCGUCAGUGCACAGUGCUUCAAGCGCCACAUCGUCUGCCCCGUCUGUACCAGCCAAGAGGGCGUUCGCAGGCAAUAGAUUGGCGUUCCGGCCCAUGAAAAGGCUGCGAUCACGAACUGUGGAGACCUACAUGGAUGAGGCAAAUGAUCAAACUUUUAAUGCGGGGCACCGACUUUCAUUUCUGUCAUCACGACCUUGCCCGCUACCUGAAGCUCAAUUUGUGCCAGUAGCCGCCCGCACGAGGAGCGCGCGUGGUGUGCUGGGGGAGUUGGUACAUGCUCGAAACGUCCCCAAUCGGGCGGUCGUCACGGGAAUCAAACCGGCCACCUCUUCUCCCAAGUUGGAGGUCGUCAUUGUUAACAGAAAGGACGAUCUCCUUCUACUGGACGAGCCGACCGAGACGAAUUCUGAUUGCGAUCUUGAAAUCUGUGAUCCAUCUUCCCAGGAAGCAUGCCCUACCACAAUCUCAAAGGUGCACAAUCUCCGACAGCGGUCAUUUCGGCGCACGAGAUCAUUUUCACGGAUGCAGAGGACCAUUUCUUGCUCCCAGGAUGACGAAAGUGAAGACGAGCUAAGCUUUCUUUGA
Aspergillus clavatus NRRL 1 is the source of this 2856-nucleotide messenger RNA. RefSeq lists its product as uncharacterized. The transcript has a single exon. The record is from RefSeq and is a predicted model, not a curated record. The coding region runs from base 1 to 2856 and encodes 951 amino acids. Lineage: Eukaryota; Fungi; Ascomycota; Eurotiomycetes; Eurotiales; Aspergillaceae.